AACAAUACCAUUCGGCGCGAAUCGACCGCAAGGAAAUAUUGGUUCAACGUUAACUGUCCGAAACUGUCCGUUCCCUAUAUAAUACGACCCGUGCCGGCUUUUAUCCGUGCUUGAAGAAUAACGUACAAUGGAGUCAUCCUCGUCCGAAUGCCCUAUCGACAGCCUUCCACCCGAGAUUAUGCACAUCAUUUUCGACUUUCUCGAUCUGGAAACAUUAAAAUCGGCCUCACUCACCUGCCACCGCUGGGAACAUAUUUUCGCCAAAUACUGCACUUCUCGCUUCAAGCUGUGCAUCGAUACAAAAGAUCGCAAAAAUCCGGACAGUACAGAACCACCCACCAAAAGAUUGCAACGGGCAACUAAGAUGUUACAGCGCACGCAACGCGUCUACCGCCAUGUACAUCUGAGUCUGAUGUAUGGUCGGUUUGGUCCCAAGCAUACAAAUGGUGUAUUUAGCACGAUUUUCGCACCGCACUGGCUGCAGCAAUUGGUCGUGCUAGAUCUAAAUUUGGCACUGGAUUCGGAACAGAUGGUCACGGAAGUAUCGGAUGCCAUCGGAAAGAUGAGCUGGCUGCAGGAACUAAGCGCUACGUUUUGCCACAAGCGACCCGACGGAACAAUUUUUAUAGGAGGUAAAUAUUUCUGUCAGUUUACGAAACUUACAAACCCCUCGCUUCAUAAGUUGAAGGUUAGGUGUCUUUUGCCUGCCUUCAUCGAUUGUCCCAAUAUGCGCUCGCUGGACGUCAGCCUGGAGCUGAACAAGAAAAGCAUCGCGGACAAAAUAUAUCUUCGGCACAACGAGCAGGAAGGAACUCUGUGGCGUGUGGAGCAGGUCGAGGAGCUCGUGAUUGACCGCUUAACAUCGGAUGAUAAACUAGACGUGACAGAAUACCUGAGGCAGUUUCUUCAGCAUAUGCCGCACCUAAAAUCGUUACGCUUGGGUGCGUUUGAUGUACCGGACAAAAUGCUGCAAGUCAUUGCCGACUCGUGCCCUCGGUUGGAGGAACUGGCGCUGAAGUACUUGAAAGUGGACGACCCGGACAUAUUGCGCCACCUCUCUAAACUUACUCAUCUGCGUAACUUAGGCGUCUGGUAUGCCUUAGGAACUCAUGACCAUUCACUGUCGUUCGCCAGCGUUAACCUUCCCAGGUUGGAGAAGCUGUAUAACAAUGAGGCUAUAUUCGAUUUCCAAUCGCUAGCGUGCAUUCCAUCGGUCAAAUGGUGCAAGAUCUCUCCGAACGUACGAAGAAGACCAAGAUCACUCGUCUGCGACGGUUUCGCUGAACAUUGGCGACAGCUACGAUUCCUUUGGCUCAACUUAGUUUACGUGCAGGAUUUGGCGAAUAUCCUUCUGGCUGAGUUGCCCAAGAUGCCUGCCCUGGAAAUGCUCGUACUGGAGAACGUAUUUAAGCUGCCUGACCUACACACCUUUCUGCCACCCUUACCCCAGCUAAAGCGACUAGUAAUCUACCAUAAGAAGGAAAUUUUGCAGCAGUACAAUAACACGGCUGAGUUGGCGAAACUAGUUCCGAACGUAAAACGCAUCGAAAUGAGUGAAAAUAAGUAUCGCUUUAAGUACGAUUUUGUAGGCAUCUUUUAGUAGCCCAGGGCAAUUACAAGAUCAGUGCAGCUUAAAUCGAGAGACAAACACGGUUUAGUGUAGAGUGCGUGAAUCUAGAAGGAGGUUGAGGUCUAGAUUUUUUUUUAAGUAUAAUUAAAAAUUAAUAUGAAGGCAAGCCAUAGCGCGGAGAUAUUGCACUAUAGAAAUACAGAAUCUUCAAUCUGAACAGCAAA
Anopheles arabiensis is the source of this 1794-nucleotide messenger RNA. RefSeq lists its product as uncharacterized. The coding region runs from base 128 to 1600 and encodes 490 amino acids. NCBI's taxonomy places the organism in Eukaryota, Metazoa, Arthropoda, Insecta, Diptera, Culicidae. The record is from RefSeq and is a predicted model, not a curated record. The transcript is spliced from 2 exons. Gene Ontology annotation, molecular function: protein binding.